AAUACACAGUGGUGUUUACUGGUGUUUACUUUUAUCAGGCACAGUGAAACGCUACUCCAUCCAUGGAGUUUCAUGCAUUUUCAUGCACUUUUAGUUUAAGUGGAGAAAGCUGCGACUGAGAUUCGAGAUUUGUAAAGAGAAUUCGGAAGAACUCACUGCUGCAUUCUAUUGCCACUUUCAAAAGUGCAUCAUUUUAUAUUCGAAAUACUAGUUACGUUCUUUCAGGAUUUUCCGAACUGUGCACUCUCCCACGGUUUUUUUUAUUGCAAAGACGCGUUGCAUACGUGGAUUCUUUUAAGUUUUUCAGUCCUGUUUGUUCCAGCGAUACGAUGAUCACGGAGCUUUAAAUUCUUGUCAGUCAGAUUAUUCUCGGUGAUCAUUACUCCGCGUACAAUUUUCAGUAUAACAAGGAACAUAAAUAUUGAGGCAUAAUUAUGGCUAUGCAUACCGUACCACCAAAACGGAAAGAAAUCUACAAGUAUGAGGCGCCAUGGCCAUUGUACAGUAUGAACUGGUCAGUCAGACCUGACAAGAGAUUUCGUUUAGCAUUAGGAAGCUUUGUAGAGGAAUACAACAACAAAGUACAAAUCGUCUCGCUCGAUGAAGAAACGUCUGAAUUCAGUGCUAAAAGUACAUUCGAACAUCCUUAUCCGACUACGAAAAUUAUGUGGAUACCAGACAGCAAAGGUCUGUUUCCUGAUCUUCUGGCCACAUCCGGUGAUUAUCUGAGGGUAUGGCGCGCUGGCGAGCCCGAAUCUCGUUUGGAGUGCAUUCUGAACAACAACAAGAAUUCGGAUUUUUGCGCGCCGCUCACAUCUUUUGAUUGGAACGAAGUAGAUCCGAAUUUAAUCGGGACUUCUAGCAUAGAUACUACCUGUACUAUUUGGGGAUUGGAGACAGGGCAGGUUCUGGGUAGAGGAAUGGUCACCGGUCACGUGAAGACGCAAUUGAUCGCGCACGACAAAGAGGUGUACGACAUCGCGUUUAGUCGCGCUGGUGGUGGCCGCGACAUGUUUGCCUCUGUCGGCGCUGACGGGUCCGUGAGGAUGUUCGAUCUACGACACUUGGAGCAUUCGACGAUAAUCUAUGAGGAUCCGCAGCACACUCCACUAUUGCGAUUAGCGUGGAACAAGCAGGAUCCCAAUUAUUUAGCUACUGUGGCGAUGGACGCUUGCGAGGUCAUUAUUCUAGAUGUUCGCGUGCCGUGCACGCCAGUUGCAAGAUUGAACAAUCACAGAGCUAGCGUUAAUGGAAUAGCCUGGGCCCCGCAUUCGUCCUGUCACAUUUGCACAGCCGGCGAUGAUCAUCAAGCUUUAAUCUGGGAUAUACAGCAAAUGCCAAGAGCGAUAGAAGAUCCCAUACUCGCUUACACUGCUGCGGAAGGCGAGGUCAAUCAGAUUCAAUGGGGUGCCACGCAGCCCGAUUGGAUAGCCAUUUGUUACAACAAAGCGGCUGAGAUUCUCCGAGUAUAAAUGAGAAAUCUUUAUCAAUUUAUUUUAUACCGAAUUGAUAUUUGAAUAGACAUUAUUAAAAUUAAUUUUUUUAUUACCGAUGCAUAAGAUAUAUAUUCUAUUCCGGAAAGAAUAAUUAAAACUUGAUUCGAUGCGUUUCGCAAUUGUACAUAUGUUAAAUAUCUUAACUUAAUAAUAUUAAGGAUUGUUUCUCGUGAUUAUGGAUACUUAAAUCAUGUCAAUACAUAAUUAUUCAUACAUUAAUCAUUUAAAUGUCAUUCUGAAAUUAGGGAAAUAGUUUUAUGACUAUUAUUAUAGCGAUAUCAGAUUGAAUUUUUAGCAACAUAACAUUAAUUAGUUCACAGAAUAUGUGAUUACAUUUUGUGAUUACAAUUUUUAGUAUGUAAUGUACAGAUUUUUAUAUAGAUGUAAAUUUUUUAUAUAUAAGAAUAUUUGUAAUGACAACUUAUGAAUAUAUAUAUACGACUGUAUCGUCACUGAUAGAAA
Molecule: messenger RNA, 1958 nt
Organism: Pogonomyrmex barbatus (red harvester ant)
Lineage: Eukaryota; Metazoa; Arthropoda; Insecta; Hymenoptera; Formicidae
Gene: wap
Product: DDB1 and CUL4 associated factor wap
Molecular function (GO): protein binding
Source: RefSeq, a predicted model, not a curated record